UUAUCAGGAAAUUUCUUAUCAUCCUACAACAGUGUUUUUCUAGUUUUUCUUACCUAAUUUUUCAUAAAAAUUCAUUUAAUUAAAGUGUUAUAAUCAACAAAAUUUUGAAUGCUAGCGUUAUACUAAUGUUUGCCGAAAAGACCGGAGCAUUUCAUUUUAGUAAAAGUUGAAACUUUCCCAAGUACUCAUAUGCUACGCUCAUGAUGGGGCCUCCUCCGAUUGUAACUGGAAUUUCGCCGAAAGAGGGUCCUCCAGGGACCAGAGUGACAAUUCGAGGCGAAUAUUUAGGCAGAGAACAGAACGAUUUGAUCGGUUUGUUGAUAUGUGGCUGCGAUUGUUUGCUUUCCGCUGAAUGGAAAUCGACAAACAAGAUCAUCGCUCGUUCUGGUCCUGGAAAAGGUCGAGGUGAUAUAAUCAUUACCACUAAAAUUGGCGGAAAAGGUACAUGCACCGUACAAUUUCGAGGUUAUCAUGAAACUAUCGGACCGCUGAAAGAAAGUGCUGUUUGGGUGGAAGAAGCACCAUUACCAGGGCUAUCCUGGGGACAUCGAUCGUUAUCUCAUUCCACCUAUCACCUAGAAGAUCCUCUUGGCUUAUCUGUCGAGGAAAAUGAGAAAAAAUUCCCCGAGGAUGAUUUGCACGAAAUGUUUCCCGAUGGAUCCGGUGAUUUGGCUGCAGAGAAUUUUGAGCCGAAUUGGUUUCUAUUGGAACAUCAUCACGCUACUUCAUUCGAUGACCUCAAAGUUGGAUUGUCUUAUUUGAAACGUAAAGUUGAGGGGCAAAGAGAGGGUCAACUUUCGUUCUUAAAAGAUAAUGUUAGUUCAGUUAUGGAACAAAUGGAAACGUUGUUUACGUUGAAAGAAAAAUUUGAAGAAGAUAAAUUUAAACGAGAGGAGCUUACGCAAAAUGUUGAUAAAGCUAUUAAUGAUUCGUUGAGCGAGGCCAGAAAAAUAUUUCAAGAUGUGUUAUCGAGAAGAGAGAAAGCUGACGCUACUCGAAACGCUCUUGCUGUAGUGACCCGAUAUAAAUUCUUGUUUUUCUUACCAGUAAAUAUCGAACAUAAUGUAAAACACGGCGAUUUCGAUUUAGUGAUCAGUGAUUAUACGAGAGCUCGUAAUCUUUUUGGUAAAUUCGAAACACCGAUUUUCAAACAAGUUUUGUCCGAAGUCGAACAGAGAAUACAAGAUUUGAAAACUUCAUUGCGUUCAAAAUUAGAGGAUAUGCCGGUAACGCUGGAACAGCAGAAAAAAAUUAUUAGAAACCUAAUGGUUUUAGGAGUAGAAGGUGAUCCUGGAUGGGAUGCCAUUAGUCAUACGUAUAAGUAUAUGACUAAUCAACUUUGGCUUUGUCGUGAAGAUCACGUUUCAGCUGAGUCUGCUUUAUUCGAAGUCGAAUCUGGUAAAGGUAAAAGUGAUGGGGUUUCAGAGAAACACCAUAGUCGAACGCCAAGUGGUAAUUUUCAUUUCGAUACUCAGAACAAUACACCGCCUAGAAUUGCAUUUGUAGAAGAAAUCAUAAACUUUGUUCUUGUAACAUUGCCUGAAUUUUGGAAACUUGGUCAGUGCUAUUUCAACGGCGAAUUACAGAUCAAACCUGACAAAACCAAACAACAAGAAUUUAAACAAAACGUGAUCCGAAUCAUCGAACUGUGCUGCAAUCUCAUAAAAGCAGCAAUAUUAUCAGGCAUCGUUGAAAAGGAAUAUCAAUGGCCUCAAUACUCUUCGUCGAAACAGUCAGCUCUGGCUGAAACAAUUUCAGUAUGGUUACCGCAUUGCGUGCGGUUGGUUCAGUCGAUGUAUUCUUCAUUACUAAAAAUGGAAAUUCCCAAAGAACCUAUAGAUCUGACCGUCAAAUUACUGCUUGAUUUACGAAUUCACUCGAUGAUUAUGGAAUUGAAAAAAACUGCUGAAAGUGUAAAAGCUUUGGGAAAAAAAGAAAAAUGGCAAUUAGAUUUCGAUGGAGAACAUGGCGCAGUCACUCAAUUGCCAAGCGAAUUUGAAGACUUGGUUUCUAAAUCUAUUAAAAGAAUCAAAGAAUCAGCUUUAGAAACCGAAAGUAAAGAAACCUCUGUGUUGAAUAAUUCCACCGCUAAGCAAGAGUUUAUCACGUUGAUCAAUAGAAUAUUUCUCAAUUUUGUUCAGACUCUUGAAGUACUCGGAAUGAUUAGUCAAGAUCACGAACAAGCUGUAGCUGUAUCUCAACUCAUUGGCUCUCCGACGCCGUACUCUGAAAAAGAAUCCUCAGAUUUAACUUGGGAGCAAAGAUUACUAGCUAUGCUAAGUAACUGUCGCUAUACGAGAAUCGUAAUUUACCCCAAAUUAUCGUUUUUAUUCCGCCAUCAUGGUCUUCCAUCUACCGACGAACCGAUUCAAAAAUGUGGCAACGCUUUGUCGGUUUUAGAAAAAAGAAUGAUAGAAACAUACGUUGAAUUAAAAAGUGACCCAUUAGUGGGCACCAUUGAACCAUCUAUGUAUUUAGGGCAUUUCGAAUGGGGCAUGUGCGGUAAACCAACAGAUUUGAGACCCUACGCGAAAGAAAUUCUGACCAAUGUUACUGCUGUUUAUGCUGAAGUUCAUAGGUUUGUGCCUAAACUUCUGUACCAUAUUAUAUCGCAAAUUUUGGAAACCGUUGCCGAAGAAUUGUCCAGAUUGAUGUCGUGCGUUACGAAAUUCAACAGUAAUGGUAAAGUGCAAGCGAGGAUUGACAUAAUGGGACUGCAUAACGUGCUCAAAUUAUUCAUUACGGAAAACGCUGCGAAUUUUUUUAGAGAUGCCUUGGAUGCUGUACCAGAAUUGAAUGAUGAAGAAAACAGGUACGUUGAGGAAGUAUUACAAAACUUCAUGAAGAGGACCAGUUUGCAAUUGUCUUGCUUCACUGCUAUCUCCCAAGUCAAAGAUUGAUUUAACACCGAUAAUACAUACCAAAUCUGAAAUAUUAUAUAAUUAUUCAAUUUUAUCUCGGAAUAACGAUUUUGAUAUGCGGAUUAUAUUUUCUAUCCAUAUUGAUUCCUAAAUAUGUAUGUAGUUUAAUACCAGAUAUUACAAUUUAUUAAUUUAUUAAGGAUCAUUCUUACGAGUAAUUUGGCUGUGAAUUGAAAUUUUUUCAUUUCAAUGCGUCUUUAAAGUUUGAAACUGUAUGUUCAUGUUUUUCAUAAAUUUAUUUUUUAUAUCACAGUUUUGAUUCAAUUAUUAUACUAAGUAUUUAUUGAAAUAUUAUUAUACUCAUUAAAAUAUGUAGACUAAUA
Planococcus citri (citrus mealybug) is the source of this 3244-nucleotide messenger RNA. It is a transcript of the gene Sec5, whose product is annotated as secretory 5. The transcript is spliced from 15 exons. Gene Ontology annotation, cellular component: exocyst. Gene Ontology annotation, biological process: exocytosis; Golgi to plasma membrane transport. NCBI's taxonomy places the organism in Eukaryota, Metazoa, Arthropoda, Insecta, Hemiptera, Pseudococcidae. The coding region runs from base 201 to 2900 and encodes 899 amino acids. The record is from RefSeq and is a predicted model, not a curated record.